Molecule: messenger RNA, 2195 nt
Organism: Cyprinodon variegatus (sheepshead minnow)
Lineage: Eukaryota; Metazoa; Chordata; Actinopteri; Cyprinodontiformes; Cyprinodontidae
Gene: sdad1
Product: SDA1 domain containing 1
Exons: 22
Coding region: 100-2157 (685 amino acids)
Biological process (GO): ribosomal large subunit export from nucleus; ribosomal large subunit biogenesis
Cellular component (GO): nucleolus
Source: RefSeq, a predicted model, not a curated record
CUGUGUUGUCUAAUGGCUGCAUACACAUUGGCCACGCUUGUCUCUUAAUAAUUAUAUUUUCUUUCACUUUUUUUAACGUUUCCUGGAUUUUUUGCAGCCAUGCCGGGAAGGCAGAGCAACAAACUCCCCAACAACCUGCCGCAGCUUCAGAACCUCAUCAAGAGAGACCCGCAGUCAUAUGUGGAUGAGUUUCUCCAGCAGUACCGACAUUAUCAGUCCAAUGUGGAGAUCUUCAAACUGCAGCCCGACAAAGUCAACAGAGAGCUGUCGGAGCUGGUCGUGUUUCUGUCUCAGGUGGCUCACUGCUACAAGGAGCAGCUUUCUACAUUCCCCAGAGAUCUGUCCCAGUUAUUACUGAGCUACCACACAGUCAUGGAGCCAGAUCUACGAAUGACCUUCUGCAAGGGACUGAUUCUCUUGCGGAAUAAGAAUUUGAUCGACCCCACAGGCCUCCUGGAGCUCUUCUUCGAGCUGCUGCGGUGCCAUGAUAAGCUGCUCAGAAAGACUCUGUACACGCACAUUGUGACAGAUAUAAAAAAUAUCAACGCAAAGCACAAAAACAACAAAGUCAAUACAACCCUGCAGAACUUUAUGUACACAAUGCUGAGAGACAGUAAUCCCAUAGCAGCAAAGAUCUCUUUAGAUGUGAUGAUUGAGCUCUACAAAAGAAACAUAUGGAAUGAUGCCAAAACAGUUAAUGUCAUUACAACAGCAUGCUUCUCCAAGGUCACAAAGAUUCUAGUUGGAGGCCUGAAGUUCUUCCUCGGCACAGAUGAAGAUGAAAAAAACGACAGUGAUUCAGAAUCUGAGAAUGAAGGAACGUCUGUAAGAGACCUGAUGAUGAGGUACAACACAGGCAGAAAAACCACCAAAAACAAGAAGAAACUGGAAAAAGCGAUGAAAGUCCUUAAGAAACACAAGAAAAAGAAGAAGCCUGAGGUCUUUAAUUUUUCUGCGAUUCACCUCAUUCACGAUCCUCAAGAUUUUUCAGAGAAGCUCCUAAAGCAGCUGGAAAGCUCCAAGGAGCGCUUUGAGGUGAAAAUCAUGAUGAUGGAGCUCAUAUCUCGUCUGGUUGGGAUCCAUGAGCUCUUCCUCUUCAAUUUCUUCCCCUUCAUCCAGCGGUUUCUCCAGCCGCAUCAGAGAGAGGUCACCAAGAUCCUGCUGUGUGCUGCCCAGGCUUCACACCAGCUGGUUCCUCCUGAGAUCAUCCAACCUGUGAUCAUGACCAUCGCCAACAACUUUGUGACAGACAGGAACUCCGGAGAGGUCAUGACUGUCGGCAUCAACGCCAUCAAAGAGGUGGCCGCCCGCUGCCCGCUUGCAAUCAGUGAAGAUCUGCUGCAGGACUUGGCCCAAUACAAGACCCAUAAAGACAAGAAUGUUAUGAUGUCUGCCAAAGGACUGAUUCAUCUGUUCAGAAAUCUCAAUCCACAGUUGCUGCACAAAAAGGACAGGGGGAGACCCACUGAAGCAUCAACCGAGGCCAAAAUAAAAGACUAUGGAGAGCUUGAGGCCAAAGAUUACAUUCCUGGAGCUGAGAUCCUAGAGGUGGAGGAGGAGAAAAAAGAGGAAGAUGAGGAUGAAGAUGGUUGGGAGAGUGCGAGCAUCAGUGAUGACGGUGAGGACGGGGAAUGGGUCGACGUUCACCACUCAUCUGAUGAAGACGUAGGCGAAGUGGCUGAGAAGCUCCAGAGUAUACCGGCCGAGGAGAGGAAAGUGAAGGCAGCGGCAGUCAGCGCCAGCCGGCUCCUCACUCAAGAUGACUUCAAGAAAAUCCGCCUGGCCCAAAUGGCGAAGGAGGUGAACGCCGCUCCGGGGAAAGCCCUGAAGAGGAAAUUAGAGGAAAGCGACAGUGAAGAAGACAAUGGGGAGCUGCUGACACUUCGAGACAUCGAGAGACUACAUAAGAAACCAAAAUCAGACAAGGAAACUCGACUUGCAACGGCAAUGGCUGGACGAACGGAUCGGAAAGAAUUUGUGAAGAAGCAUACCAAGCUGAACCCGCACGCCAGCACCAGCAACAAGGAAAAGAGAAGAACAAAGAACUUCAUGAUGAUGAGACACAGUCAGAACAUCAGAACAAAAGGCAAACGCUCCUUCAGAGAGAAACAGCUUGCGCUUAAAGCUUCCCUCCUGAAGAAGAAGAAGCACAAGUAGGAGUAUGAGGUUCUCAUAUUGGGUCUGACAGCCACCAC